GUUAGGAAACACGGGAAAUAUGUCUCAUAAUGCAUGUUGGCUAUCUUGUGUACGAUUAACGUAGGAAUCGAUGCAAAUGGUUGUGAACGUUGCUAAAUUAUCUCAGCAGACGAGGCAUGUUUGCGCUGCAUGUGGUUAGCGUGGUUAGUGAUUGCUCUAUGUUGAGGUUACAAUCGUUAUUUCACAAUGACAAUCAUGACAAUUGCGGCUGUUUUGAACAGUGACACCAGUUAAUUUACGUUAGUAAUGUGUAGGCGAACUGGAUUUCAAACAGCAGAAUAACUAAAUAAUUUAAAUAUUUCCUUUCGUAAAAACUUGUCGGCAGUGUAAAGGUUAUAAAUUUGGAACUGAGCAUGAACUGCGAGGAAUUGAGACAUCUUUCCCCUUUAACGACUAUUACGCUGAAUUGUAGUUUCGUCGUUGAAUAAUCAAGUGACAUCGCAAGAGUACGCCUCGAGGUCUAAUUUCACGACAUGAACCAUCCCAUGGAACUUUAUAUUUGGGGAGGUGACUGGGGCCUACCUUCAGUUGAUCUACACUGUCUAGAAAUUAUGGCAUAUGCAAAGUUUUCAGGGGUUCCUCUUCAAACUUGUGUGACCAACAACCCAUUUUGGACACCAAAUGGAAGAUUACCAGUUUUCAAACAUGGUAAACAAAUUUUGAGUAGCUUUCCUGAAAUAUCAGCCUAUCUAAGAAAAAAGAAUUUUAAUGCCGACUUUGGACUAUCUCAUAAACAGUGUUCUGAGGUACUUGCAUAUACUCAGCUUCUCAGAGGACAGUUAUAUUUUGCACUUCAGUAUGUACGGUGGGUAGAUACCAAAAAUUACAUAGAAUUGAUCCGACCAUGGUAUGCAAAAGCACUUCCUUUCCCAUGCAACUACUAUUACCCAGGAAGUUAUGAGCGGGAAGCAAAGCACCAACUGCAAGCGUUAUAUGACCAAGAUGAUGACCCACAAAGCAUUGAAACAUUUGUGUAUGGUGAAGCUGAAAAAUGCCUAACUGCUCUCUCAACACGGCUUGGAGAUCAAGAAUUCUUUUUUGGUGUUCACCCUACAUCCUUAGAUGCGACUGUUUAUGCAUACCUUGCACCUCUUCUUAAGGUGCCUUUCCCUUCACCAGCACUGCAGAAUUACCUCAAGGCAUGCCCAAAUCUAGCCAGAUUUGUGGUUCGCAUUACACAAAGAUACUUUCCUUAUGCAAUACAAGAAUUUGAUGCAAAAAAGUCUGCAGGAAGUGGUGCUCGAGGAGAAACACCAGAAUCAGUAUCAGAUUUUCCUAAUCGUAGAAGACAUCAAGUAUUAGCUGGUUUAUUUGCGGCUGCAGCUAUGACAGGCUAUGCACUGUCCAUUGGAUUAGUCCAGGUAUCGAUAAAGGAUGAGGUCAGUGAAAACUUGGCUAACCACGAAGAUUUAAUCCAGGCUGCAGAGAAUACUGAAGACUAAAAGUAAAAGUAAAUCCUUGUAGCUGAACUUGUUGUAUGCACAAAUAUUGUUUUCAUUUGAAAUUAUAAUAUGGGAAACAGUA
This is a messenger RNA of Cryptotermes secundus, 1524 nucleotides long. RefSeq names its product metaxin-1. Gene Ontology annotation, biological process: mitochondrion organization. NCBI's taxonomy places the organism in Eukaryota, Metazoa, Arthropoda, Insecta, Blattodea, Kalotermitidae. Gene Ontology annotation, cellular component: SAM complex. Bases 474 to 1442 code for a protein of 322 amino acids. The transcript has 8 exons. The record is from RefSeq and is a predicted model, not a curated record.